AUGGUAGAGCUGUGGAUGACAAGAAACUUGAAUAUGUAUGAUAAUAUAAAACCAAACUCUGCAUCAUUGAAACAAAAGAUACUAAGCUUCACAAAGGAAUGUGGCAUAAGAGUCAAUGGAACCAUGAAAAAUAGUAUGUAUGAUCUGAACAUCAUUGUAAGCUUUGGGAUUAAAGGGAUCAAAAGCAGAAGCUCUACUGUGAAAGAAGUUUUCUUUAAACUACCACAAGAAGACCAAACUUUAAUAUGUUGUGAUGGUGCUGCCAAAGGUAAUCCAGGUGCAGCAGGUAUUGGCUUUAUAGGAAGAAAAAGUGAUGGUUCAUGCUUGGGAGCAGGGAGUGGAGGCUUGGGAAUUGCCACUAACUACGUUGCAGAGGUUAUGGCUUUGGUUGCAGCUGGAGAAUGGGCAGUAAGUAAACAUCUUCUGAAUGUAAUCUUUAGUUUGGAUUCAAAGGCAGUUAUAAUGGCAUUUGCAAGUGGAAAAAUCCCUGGAAUAGUCAGAAACAUGUGGAGAAGAAUACUUAGCUCACUUAACACUAUAGUUUUCAGACACUCGUACAGAGAAGUGAACUUCUCAGCCGAUGAUUUAGCCAAAAAGGGUACAAGUCUUAGCAGAGGAGAAGUAAUUCUAUAUGAUGGAAGACCAACUUUUUUGGGAAUAAUUGAACAGGAGGAUUCUCAUUAUUUUAGAUUCAUUUGA
Papaver somniferum (opium poppy) is the source of this 699-nucleotide messenger RNA. RefSeq lists its product as uncharacterized. The transcript has a single exon. The record is from RefSeq and is a predicted model, not a curated record. Lineage: Eukaryota; Viridiplantae; Streptophyta; Magnoliopsida; Ranunculales; Papaveraceae. Gene Ontology annotation, molecular function: RNA-DNA hybrid ribonuclease activity; nucleic acid binding. The coding region runs from base 1 to 699 and encodes 232 amino acids.